UUUUUUAUGUUGUUUGUUUGGUAUUAUAUGUUAGAAUCUUUUUUCUCUCCUUUACUAAUGCUUAAAUUUAAUUUAUUUGUCUUCACAUGCAUACACAUAUAAUGUCAUGCUUUGUAAUGUCUAAUCAGUCAAUUAAAAAAAAAAAGAAAAGAAAAACUGUGAUGAAAACGAGUUGACGCCAAAUCUGGCAACCCAAUGUUGAAUAAAAUAUCGCGAGACUACACCACAACAACAAGAUUCGCUCUUGGAGGUUGAAGUCUUGCCUGGUUGCACGUUCUGCCCCACCUCGAGAAUCCAGAAUAAUCUUUCUGCGCUGCAGCAGAAAGCCGAGGCGUCUUCUCCCCGCGGGGACCCGCACGCGCACCGAACGCAUGACGCCUGUCUGCCGCGACCACCUUCAAAAACGUCAACAACCUGGAGGACUCGGCGACACAUGUCAGGGUUGUGACGGAGUCUGCGCCUCUUGCGAGUAAACAAGAGUUGUGCUGCAGGAGCUCCGGGGCAGACUGCUGACCCACAUCUCCCCGCGAAGGUCACGCAUGGCCCACCGUGUUCCGGAUCGCCAGGGCCGCCUGCCCGUAGCAGAGGCCGCGGUUCUGGCCCUGCCCACCUCCAGCCAAACCCAGGAGCUGAGGCCCAAACUGUCUGCUGUGGACUCCCUGCUGUGUGGGGCGUUCGCUGGAGCGGUGGCCAAAACAGUUAUCGCUCCUCUGGACCGCACCAAAAUCAUAUUCCAGGUGUCCUCUAAAAGGUUCUCGGCGAAGGAGGCCUUCAGGCUCAUUUACUGCACCUACCUGAAAGAUGGGCUGCUCAGUCUGUGGAGGGGCAACUCUGCGACCAUGGUGAGGGUUAUGCCCUAUGCUGCCAUCCAGUUCUGCGCACACGAACAGUACAAGAAACUGCUGGGGGGGCGUUAUGGCUUCCAGGAAAAGGCUCUACCUCCGUUCCCACGUUUGCUGGCGGGUUCUCUGGCUGGUAUAACCGCCACCAUGCUCACCUACCCUUUGGACAUGGUCCGAGCCAGAAUGGCGGUCACCGCCAAAGAAAUGUACAGCAACAUCAUGCACGUCUUUGUGCGCAUCUCUCAAGAAGAAGGAGUCCGGACUUUGUACCGAGGCUUCACUCCCACCAUCCUCGGCGUCAUCCCAUACGCAGGGAUCACCUUCUUCACUUAUGAAACGCUCAAAAAACUCCAUGCAGAAAGGACAAAGCGGUCCCAGCCUUACCCUCACGAGCGCCUGGCCUUCGGCGCCUGUGCAGGUCUCAUUGGACAGUCGGCCUCAUACCCUCUGGACGUGGUGCGGCGGCGCAUGCAGACGGCAGGAGUCACCGGCUCGUCCUACUGUACCAUUCUGGGGACGAUCCGCGAGGUUGUGACAAAGGAAGGAGUGGUGCGCGGACUGUACAAAGGCCUGAGCAUGAACUGGCUGAAAGGGCCUGUGGCCGUGGGGAUCAGCUUUACCGCUUUUGACAUCACACACAACCUGCUGCUGAAGCUGCAUCAGAUGGGUUACUCCGUCAGCUGAAGGGGGGCGGAGCCGAGCGAGUCGAGAGCACCAGGAUGAGGACUGGGGUCUGCUCUGUGCUGUUCAGCUGCAACUGUUCAGCCUAAAGACGCACAUCAGAGAUGAGGAACAAGGCUUCAUGUUUUUACUGCUAAUCAAAGCUUAUCUGCUAAAGACUGUCAAACCCAGCAGAACUGCUCGGUUUGGAUCGGCUGUACAUCAUCAAAUGUUUUAGUGAAACCCUAAAUCUGAAAGGAAUCCUCGUUUUUAAUGACUUCACUCAUUUCUGCUUUAACCUUUGCACUUUCCUUUCAUUUAGUAAAACAGAUUAUUUUGUGCGACAAAGUGAAUAUACGCUGUGAUAAUCCUGGUGCCUGGACCGUUUAUAUAGAUGGUUAAUGAUCGUGUCAGCAGGCCUGCACAGUUUCACCGUCCCUCCAACACGGAGGGUAAUCAGAACAGCAUCAUAGACUCUAAUUCAAUAAAAAUAUAUGUAACAGCAAACGGUUUAUGUUCUUAUUGGGUAGAAUUGUGUAUUGCUUUCACUCCUACAGUUUCAUGUAGAAAAUGUGCUGCUUUAUUUUUUUAAUUGAAAUGUACAUUUCAUGGGUACAACUUCUGUAAAGAUGUGUGUUCAGCAUGACCUUGCAUUAAAGGAUUGCAUCUCUGA
This is a messenger RNA of Oryzias melastigma (Indian medaka), 2175 nucleotides long. Its product is annotated as mitochondrial coenzyme A transporter SLC25A42. Gene Ontology annotation, cellular component: mitochondrial inner membrane. The coding region runs from base 540 to 1526 and encodes 328 amino acids. Gene Ontology annotation, biological process: transmembrane transport. The transcript is spliced from 8 exons. The record is from RefSeq and is a predicted model, not a curated record. Lineage: Eukaryota; Metazoa; Chordata; Actinopteri; Beloniformes; Adrianichthyidae.